AAGCAACAAGCCGCGGUGAAAUGAUAAUUAUUAUUAUUUAUAUACAUUAAAGGUACUUUCAGAGAAUGUAGGUACAUUGUAAACCAAUUUUUAUUUGCAGAUUAAAAAAUGCCUUGAAUUAUGCUUUAAAAAAAGCAGCUCAUUGAGAAGAAAGCAAUGAUUUAAAAUAUUAUAAGGUAAAAAUAAAUUAAACCGACAAAAAUGUACGGUUUGUUAUUAAUAUUCUCGGUCUACGAUUUAAUCAUUCUAAGUUACUUGUCUUUGAUCCUGCCCAAUUUUCAAAUCUGGUAAUACUAAGAACCACAGACAACUUUAGAACAAGACAAAAAAUGUCAAAACAUUAUUUUGAUUUUUGACAAUGACAUUGACAAAUGUGGUGUAAUUUUAAAAAACAAAUAUUUUUUUUCACAUUUUUGGCUACAAUUUAAUAUUUAUACAUAAAAUGAAUAGGAAUUUAUUAAUUUUAAGAAAUUUCAUAAAACAGAACAAGUUUCAUCGGCCCUUCAGUACAGAGAUACAAGAAAAUGAACCUAUAAAAUUUUCCACUAGUAAUGCGGCCAAAAAAAAAGUACCCAUAAUUAAUAAAAAUAAAAGGGCACAGAGCAUGCCUUGGUACCAACCAUACAGUGUUGUAGGCAGUGUGGCUGUUUUUUUAAUUUACUUUUGCAUUCUGAGGGAAGAAAACGAUGUUGAUAAGGAGUUUACCAAGACAUUGUAUGAGAGGAUUAAGGGUUUAGAGAAACAGCAAUUGUUGCAAAGCUAUAAAUUUAAUAAAGAGAAUGGACUCAGUGUUGCAGAAAUUGAAAUGAGACUUCAAGAAAUAGAAGUUGAAGAAGCAAAACUUGUAGUGUAGUACUUUAAGAUAAAAUGUUGAUUUAGUAGGUCUAAUUAUUUAUAUUAAACAAAAUUACAAACUA
Messenger RNA from Bicyclus anynana (squinting bush brown), 917 nucleotides. RefSeq lists its product as uncharacterized. Lineage: Eukaryota; Metazoa; Arthropoda; Insecta; Lepidoptera; Nymphalidae. The record is from RefSeq and is a predicted model, not a curated record. The transcript is spliced from 2 exons. The coding region runs from base 443 to 853 and encodes 136 amino acids.